Molecule: messenger RNA, 2463 nt
Organism: Closterium sp. Yama58-4
Lineage: Eukaryota; Viridiplantae; Streptophyta; Zygnematophyceae; Desmidiales; Closteriaceae
Source: the annotation of a GenBank genome assembly
AUGAUGCGACCGUCGCGCGACGGAUUCGUGCGACAAAACUCGGCCGCCGACGGGCUCGUGCGACGAGCACAAGGAAUGAACCUCGGCCCACGCGGAUCGCCCCGUAACGCCAUAGACGUCGUCCCGUCCGUCGAUUGGUCGUCCCGCGAAAGCACGCCUCAGCCAAGACCGCCUGGCGCUGCCGACGGCUCGCGCGACAGAGCUAACGACUCGUUACCACAGGCUUCUAGUCGCGUUUCUUGGGAUGAUGAUGGUUACAGCAACAAUGCGCAUCAUCGUAGUCGCACCACGAGUAACGCUAGUAGUAACGCGAAAGGCACCGCUGCUCGCAGUGGCAGCGGCGCUAUCAUUGGCGCGUUCGGUUCGCUACUCCGCGGCGCCGUUGAUACGAGAGCUGCCUCCGCCUCCUCCUCCUCCGCCGCCGCCGCCACCGCCGUUGGCAACUCACCAGCGGGUUGGCUGCAGCCGAUGACGGAGGCUGACGUGGCACUGUCAGGCGACAGCGGCGGCGGCAGAUACGACGGUUUUGAUGCUCGUCAGAGCCCCAGGUUUGACGGAGAGAUGAUUCUGUCGCCCGCAGCGUCUUCCAGGGAAGACGACAGCAGCGUUGUCAUGGCUCUCCCCGCGCUGCCGCACCGCGCGAUGCCGCCCCAUGGCGGCGCGAUGUCGCACCAUGGCGGCGCGCUGCCGCCGAACCGUGGCGGUGUUGAUAACGGGUCUGCGUUUAUCGGGGAAUACAGCACUGGUAACGGUGGUUACCUCGGGGGCGGGCCCGUGUGGACGCCGAGCGACACGACCUCAGACUCCUCCGCGCUUCGGUGGCAGAACUUCGCUACUAGCAACACUAGCCCUAGCAGUGGUUUAACGAGUACGCCGACAGUUGUAACCCGCAACCCGAGCAAUGUAACGGGCGUUUCCAGCAAUCUUAAAGCUGUUGCCAGCAGCAGUCCUGGUAGCUCUGGUAUGGUUACCAGCUCCGCUGCUGCUGUUACCGGCGUGCGCAACGCGCAAAACGCGCAAACUCCGCGCGGAUGGGCGCAGGAAGCUCCGCCGCUGGCGGGCAGCGUGGAUGGCGGCGACCGCCAUAGCUAUGGGCAUGCGGAAGGGAAUAACAGCAACUAUGGUUGUGCGGAUGGGGGUGGUCGUGGGGACGCGGACGGUACUGUGGGUGGCCUUGUCGGGGGGAGUGGCGGGGGGAAGAGGCGCGCGAGGAGACGCAGGGGCGGUGGCGGGAGAGGGGAGAGCGGAAUCAGGAGAAGCGGUAGAGGUGGGGAGGGAAUGGGGGGAAGCGUGGGCGGGAGCAUCGGGGGGAGCAUGGGGGGGAGUAUGGGGGGAAGCAUUGGGGGAAGCAGCGCCGGAGGAAGCUUCAGGGGGAGCAUUGGAGAGAGCAUUGGUGGGAGUUUGGGCGGAGGUAGUAUUGGGGGAGGCAUGGGCGGUAGCAUUGGCGGAGGAAGUAGAGGGGGGAGCAUGGGCGGAAGCAUGGGCGGAAGCAUGGGCGGAAGUGGAGGCGCGGAGGAGGAGGAGGGCUCCUUAGACUACCCACUGUCCCCUCGCUCCCUCUCCGGACGAUUUCUGGCUAGCGGACGCUCCUUGCCGUCCGAUGCACCGUGUGUGCCGCCCGACGUGUCGUGCGACGCGGUGCAGGUGCCCAACGAGAUGCGCAUUGGGGAUGAGCUGGCCGUCCGCUUCACCCUCACCAACAACUCCCCCCUCCCUCUGCAAGCCGAGGUGGAGGUGGUGGCAGCAGUGGAGUGGGUGAGUGAGAGCGACAGCGAGAGGGGGGCGCUCACGCCCGGCUCGCUCAAGCGGGGAGGCGAGAGGUCAGCAGGCAGGCGGCAGCGGCGGGAGAAGCGCGAGUUCCUGCCGCCCCUCGCCGCCCACGAGAGCGUGACCAUCGACGUCCACCUGGCGCUUGACGAUUCGUUGCUGCCGGCGCCCUUCUCCCUCGCGUCCGUGUCGACCGAGCUCGUGGCAAACGGCCAGCGCUCCCACAAGCGGCGCAAGCAGGUGCGGCUGGUGCCGGGAUAUGUGCCGACCACAGCUGGCGCAAGCAGUCCCACGGGGCAGUGGGUAAUGGGCGCAGGGGGGGCGGCGGGUCAGCAGCAGUGGGCGGAGGUGCUGCUGCUGACAGAUGAGCGCUUCACAUCCACGCAGUACGGCGCCUGGCGCUCCAUCUGCUGCCUGCUCGGGCUACAGCACGCGGUGUGGGACAUUCGGCUGCAAAAGGGGCUGCUUGCACCCGACGCCGCAACUCCCACCUCCGCCGCCACAGCAGCAGCAGGAGCAGCAACACCAUCAGCAGCAGACAGGGCCAGCCAGAACCCGCCCAGCACAACAAACCCCAAAUCACCCCGCUUUGCAGCCACCACCAGCACCAGCAGCGACAACGAUCCUCCCGGGUGGCUAUCUCGCCACGCCCUCGUCGGGGGGUCUCUGCCGCCCAGCUGGCCAAUCACAUGCUAG